GUCAAGCAAAUUCAAAAACCUUAUCUUCGCCGGAAAUGGCGAUGAUACCAGUAAUAAAGUGUACAUCAAAUGAACGAGUGCUCGGCAUGAAAUCGACAGACGACAAAAAGGAUGACGAGAAAUCGGAUAAGAAAUUGACGGUUCUCGAGUCGCAUGGUUAUAUUCUCGGGAAGACUAUAGGGGCUGGAUCGUAUGCCACAGUCAAGAUCGCAAAAUCCAAUCGGCAUGAUUGUCAAGUGGCGGUGAAGAUAGUUUCGAAAUUUCAAGCGCCCGAAGAUCAUCUUACGAAAUUCCUACCUCGUGAAAUCGAAGUGGUUAAAGGAUUAAAACAUCCGAAUCUUAUUCGUUUUUUGCAAGCUAUAGAAACCACUCAUCGGGUGUACAUUAUCAUGGAAUAUGCACAGAAUGGCAGUUUGCUCGACGUAAUACGUCGCGAUAUUUACAUCGAUGAGCUGCGUAGUCGCAAAUGGUUUCGGCAACUCUUGGAAGCUAUUGAUUAUUGUCAUGAACAUGGCAUAGUACAUAGAGACAUAAAAUGUGAGAAUCUGCUUAUGGAUCAUUAUUUCAAUAUUAAAUUGUCGGAUUUUGGAUUCGCGCGAGGUCAAAUGAAACCGAAGAAUGGUGAGUGGAUCCUCAGUACAACCUACUGUGGCAGCUAUGCUUACGCAUCACCCGAAAUUCUACGAGGUAUCCCAUACCAGCCUCAACUCUCCGAUAUAUGGUCUAUGGGAGUGGUACUUUAUACUAUGGUGUACGGUCGACUGCCAUUCGAUGAUUCGAAUCACGCGCAACUACUAAAGCAAGUACAAAACAGAGUGGCGUUCCCUAAACUUCCUAAAGUAUCCGAAUCAUGCCGGUCUCUCAUUAGCCGUAUACUAGUACCUCAAUCGGCACGAUUGCGCAUUAACAAUAUAAGAAAUGAUACCUGGCUAGAGAUAUCCGUCGUCGCCCAAACGUCGAUUAGUGGCAGAUUCAUUGGAAUAAUACCUACAGUAUCACCAACUAAGGAAUCCAAAGUAUUCGAUGAACAUAUAGUAUCAAUUACUCCAGCAAUCUUUCAAAAAAAUGAGAAACCUGAAGACGCUACUGUCAAAGAUAACGCGAAAAGACCGAUUUAAAAUGUGAAACUGUAAAAUUCACUGUAAUAUUGUAAAGAAACCAUUAAUACCAUUAAAACAG
Messenger RNA from Cataglyphis hispanica, 1179 nucleotides. RefSeq names its product testis-specific serine/threonine-protein kinase 4-like. Gene Ontology annotation, biological process: intracellular signal transduction; microtubule cytoskeleton organization; protein phosphorylation. The coding region runs from base 36 to 1118 and encodes 360 amino acids. The transcript has 7 exons. The record is from RefSeq and is a predicted model, not a curated record. NCBI's taxonomy places the organism in Eukaryota, Metazoa, Arthropoda, Insecta, Hymenoptera, Formicidae. Gene Ontology annotation, molecular function: ATP binding; protein serine/threonine kinase activity; tau-protein kinase activity. Gene Ontology annotation, cellular component: cytoplasm.